Contarinia nasturtii (swede midge) is the source of this 6356-nucleotide messenger RNA. RefSeq lists its product as uncharacterized. The record is from RefSeq and is a predicted model, not a curated record. Bases 625 to 5583 code for a protein of 1652 amino acids. NCBI's taxonomy places the organism in Eukaryota, Metazoa, Arthropoda, Insecta, Diptera, Cecidomyiidae. The transcript is spliced from 16 exons. Gene Ontology annotation, molecular function: chitin binding. Gene Ontology annotation, cellular component: extracellular region.
AACCGGAACGAGACGCGUUGCGGUAGUCCCAUGUUUUAUUAAAUUAACCGAAAUCAUUCCGACACUUUUUCGCGCUGGAAAAAUUUGCAAACCAAUAAUAAAAAAAUAGCCAACACUUGGACAACAAAUUACACGAGACAACGAAGUAAACGAACAAGAAAAUAAGAAAAGAAUUUUACAAAAAAAAAAAUAAGAGCAAAACAAACAAAAGGCAAACAGUUCAGUGAUUACCAUUAGUUGUGGAAAAAGUUUCAAUUUAAAUCAAUCGGAUAUAAAGCAUUGCUUAAUCAAUUCCAUUCAGUUUGAAACUGCUUAACGAUAAUCGUGCACAAAAACUUUUGGUGGAAAAACUAGAGAUAUUGGAGAGAGGAGCGAGGACGAUAAAAACUGAAUAAUAAAAAUACUUUCACGACGAGCAACCCUUUUCCGUUAAUUUGCCAUUAAACAACAGUUGUUGAGAUUCACAAAGUCGAGCUACUUGUCUUUUUCAAACGGUCAAUCGGCUCAGCUGACACAUCACUCACUCACAGAGAAAGAGGGAGAGAGAGAGAGAGAGGAACAUACAAUUUACAUCAGCAAUAAUACCAACAACAUUAACAACAAACAACGAUCAAAAUAAUUAAAAUGAUACAACGUCAAUGGCAAUGGGAUAUAGCAUUGCUCUUGAUGAGCAUUUGCGUGAUCGGCAUAUCAGCUCAAGGUUCAACAUUUAAAUGUCCAAGCGAAGGAUACCAACCAGAUCCACAAAAUUGUACAAAGUUUUAUCGAUGCGUUAAAGAAGAAUCGGAAACACUAAAAGCAUAUGAAUUUAGCUGUGGACCAGGUACGGUUUUUUCUACAAUAACCGAUAAUUGUGUCCAUCCAAACGAUGCCGGUCGGCCCGAAUGUGCUAGUACCACUGCGAAUGAAGUCGAUAGCAGUGCAAAUGAAGUCGAUAGUGGUGAACCAGGAAACGAUCAACCACCACAGCCAGCACCAACAACAGGAAAACCAACACAAACGCCAACACCGACAUCGACACCGACACCAACACCAUCACCAUCACCACCAAAACCCAGUGAAAAAUGUACACAAGAAGGGUUUAUGGGCGAUUCAAACGAUUGCAGCAAAUUCUAUCGAUGCGUCGACAAUGGCAGAGGAGGUUUUAGUAAAUAUGAAUUUACUUGUGGCCCUGGCACUGUUUGGGAUCAACAGAUCUUAGCCUGUAAUUAUCCUUCGGAAGUUAAAAAUUGUGGCGGUUCACAGGUUGCUCAGGAUAGUUCGUCUUCAAAUCAAUGGCAAAGCAGCAAUUCGCAAAGCUCAUCAAGCUCUUCAAGCGGUUCAUGGCAAGAACAAUCGCAAUCAAAUAACUCACAAUCUCAACAAUCAUCGUCUUCAAGUCAAAGUGGCAGCAGUUCAUCGUCGUCAUCAUCGCAGAACCAAAAUAGUCAAAACAAUCAAAGCAGUCAAAAUCAACAAUCAUCCUCAAAUUCUGGAUCGGGAUCUAGCAGCUCUAGCCAAAAUUCGCAAAAUCAAAAUAACCAAAAUGGAGGCAGUCAAAAUCAACAGAGCGGAUCGAAUUCGGGCAGUGGAAGCGGUAGCUCUUCAUCAUCAUCACAAAAUCAAAACAAUCAAAAUGGUGGUAGUCAAAACCAACAGAGCGGAUCGAAUUCGGGUAGUGGCAGUAGCGGCUCUUCAUCUUCAUCACAAAAUCAAAACAAUCAAAAUGGUGGUAGUCAAAACCAGCAGAGCGGAUCGAAUUCUGGAAGUGGAAGCGGUAGCUCUUCAUCAUCAUCACAAAAUCAGAAUAAUCAAAAUGGAGGAAGUCAAUCACAAGAAAAUGGAUCGAAUUCUGGCAGUGGAAGCGGUAGUUCUUCGUCUUCAUCACAAAAUCAAAAUGGAGGCAGUCAAAACCAACAGAGCGGAUCGGAUUCGAGCAGUGGAAGCGGUAGUUCAUCAUCUUCGUCUCAAUCACAAAAUCAAGGUGGAUCGGGUGAUUGCCAAGCAGAAGGAUUCUACGCCAAUAAGAAAGACUGCAAGAAAUUCUAUCGAUGCGUUGAUAAUGGCAAAGGCGGUUACACCAGAUAUGACUUCAGUUGUGCCGAAGGAACUGCAUGGGAUGAUAAUAUCAAAGCUUGUAACCAUAUUCAGGACACCGGUUGUGCCGGUUCAAGUAGUCAAUCUCAAGAAUCAGGAUCUAGCUCUUCAUCUGGCUCAGGAAGCUCUUCGUCAUCAUCACAAAAUCAGAAUAAUCAAAACGGAGGCAGUCAAUCACAAGAAAGUGGAUCAAACUCUGGCAGUGGAAGUGGCGGCUCUUCAUCUUCAUCACAAAAUCAAAAUAAUCAAAAUGGAGGCGGCCAAUCACAAGAGAGCGGAUCGAACUCUGGCAGCGGAAGUGGUAGCUCCUCAUCUUCAUCACAAAAUCAGAAUAAUCAAAAUGGAGGUAGUCAAUCACAAGAAAAUGGAUCGGGAUCAUCGUCUGGAUCCGGCAGCUCAUCCUCAUCUUCACAAAAUCAAAAUAACCAAAAUGGAGGCAGUCAAAACCAACAGAGUGGCUCGAAUUCUGGCAGUGGCAGUAGCGGCUCUUCAUCUUCAUCACAAAAUCAAAACAAUCAAAAUGGUGGUAGUCAAAACCAACAGAGCGGAUCGAAUUCUGGAAGUGGAAGCGGUAGUUCUUCGUCUUCAUCACAAAAUCAAAAUGGAGGCAGUCAAAACCAACAGAGCGGAUCGAAUUCUGGAAGUGGAAGCGGUAGUUCUUCAUCAUCAUCACAAAAUCAGAAUAAUCAAAAUGGAGGCAGUCAAUCACAAGAAAAUGGAUCGAAUUCUGGAAGUGGAAGCGGUAGUUCUUCGUCUUCAUCACAAAAUCAAAAUGGAGGCAGUCAAAACCAACAGAGCGGAUCGGACUCGAGCAGUGGAAGCGGUAGUUCAUCAUCUUCAUCUCAAUCACAAAAUCAAGGGGGUUCGGGUGAUUGCCAAGCAGAAGGAUUCUAUGCCAAUAAGAAAGACUGCAAGAAAUUCUAUCGAUGCGUUGAUAAUGGUAAAGGCGGUUACACCAGAUAUGACUUCAGUUGUGCCGAAGGAACUGCAUGGGAUGAUAAUAUCAAAGCUUGUAACCAUAUUCAGGACACCGGUUGUGCCGGUUCAAGUAGUCAAUCUCAAGAAUCAGGAUCUAGCUCUUCAUCUGGCUCAGGAAGCUCUUCGUCAUCAUCACAAAAUCAAAAUAAUCAAAACGGAGGCAGUCAAUCACAAGAAAGUGGAUCAAACUCUGGCAGUGGAAGUGGUGGCUCUUCAUCUUCAUCACAAAAUCAAAAUAAUCAAAAUGGAGGCGGCCAAUCACAAGAGAGCGGAUCGAACUCUGGAAGUGGAAGUGGUAGCUCCUCAUCUUCAUCACAAAACCAGAAUAAUCAAAAUGGAGGUAGUCAAUCUCAAGAAUCGGGAUCUAGCUCUUCAUCUGGUUCAGGAAGCUCUUCGUCAUCAUCACAAAAUCAGAAUAAUCAAAAUGGAGGCAGUCAAUCACAAGAAAGUGGAUCGAACUCUGGCAGUGGAAGUAGCAGCUCUUCAUCUUCAUCACAAAACCAAAACAAUCAACAAGGAAGUCAGUCUCAAGAAAAUGGAUCUAGUUCAAGUAGUGGAAGCGAUAGCUCUUCGUCAUCAUCACAAAAUCAAGAGUCUUCAAAUCAAAUUCAAUCUGGUAACCAGAACGGAGGCAGUGGAUCUGGCCAGGAUAAAUGUACUAAAGAAGGAUUCAUGCCAAACAGUCAAGAUUGCAGCAAAUUCUAUCGAUGCGUUGACAAUGGCAAAGGAGGUUUCAAUAAAUAUGAAUUUACUUGUGGUCCUGGUACUGUUUGGGAUCAAGAAAUCUUAGGCUGUAAUUAUCCAUCAAGCGGUAACUCGGGCAAAUGUAAAAACGUUGAAACAACACCGUCGCCCAGUUCGACAACAGGAUCACCUCAAACAACCGAUGCCACAACAGGAACACCACAAACUACACAAUCAUCGUCCAGUCAACCUCAAUCAACUGAAUCAUCAACACAAUCUGGAUCUACGACACCAAAACCAACUGAAUCAUCAACACAAUCUGGAUCGACGACACCAAAACCAACAAGUUCACCAAGCAAUGAUAAAUGCAAAAAAGAAGGAUUUAUGGCUGACAGUAGCAAUUGCAAGAAAUUCUAUCGAUGCGUCGACAAUGGAAAGGGAGGUUUUACCAAAUACGAUUUUGAUUGUCCAGAAGGAACGGCUUGGAGCCAAGAAUUAGAGACAUGUGAUUAUGCCGACAGUGUUUCCGGAUGUGCGGGUAAAUCUGAACCAACUUCUCCACCGGGAUCAACAACACAACAAACAACACAACAAACAACAAGUUCUCCGCAAACAACCGAAUCUUCAACACAAGGAAAUACAACACAAGCACCGCCAACAACAACAUCAAAACCACCACCAAAUGAUGGUGUCUGCCGACAGGAGGGAUUCAUUGGUGAUGACAAAGAUUGCAAGAAAUUCUAUCGAUGCGUCGAUAAUGGAAAAGGUGGCUUAACGCGAUACGAAUUCAAUUGUGCCGAGGGAACCGCCUGGAAUAACGAAAUAACCACUUGUGAUUAUGAGGCGAAUGUAAAAUGUUCAUCAUCGAAUACGACUACAACAGCAGCCCCACCCCCAUGCAAUACAACAGAAAGUUCAACCACCACAACCACUACGGAGCCAACUACUACAGAGUCAACUACCAGCGAAUCGACGACACCCACCACAACGGAAUCAACUACAACUACUACAGAAUCGACAACUCAAAGCACAACCGAGUCAACUACACCCCAAACCACCGAAUCAACUGUCACAACAACGGAAUCAACAACAGUUUCCACAACGGAAUCGACUACAACCGAACAAACUACAACCGAAUCAACAACACCAUCCACCACUGAACCGGCGACGACUGAAUCAACAACAGCUGCAACCACUGAAUCAACUACUACCACCACCACCACAACAGAACCAACAACAACCGAAGGUACAACCGAAGGUACAACCGAAGGCACAACAACCAGUAGUCCACCGUCACAAGAAUGCCCGGAAACGAAUCCAAACCAAGGAGUUUAUGUGUGCCCAAGUGCAUUCCGUCAAGAUCCAAAGGAUUGCAACAUGUUCUAUCAAUGUACAGAAAAUGAUGGUAGCGACGAUAUGACCAUCACAAAAUUCACUUGCCCACCGGACACAUCGUACGAUGAGAAACAAUGCAAAUGUGUUAAGUCCGAUAGUUGCCCCAGCAACAGUGCUCGAGCACUAAAAUAUUUGAUUGAUCCGCGAAAUAUGGUAAUUAAAGACAAUAUUAUGGUUUCGGAUGAACCAUUAUGCCCAUCAGCCGGAUAUCAUCCAUUUGUUGAUGAUGAAUGUGGACCCGCUUUCAUAAAAUGCGCACGUCGCGCUAAUGGAAAUGAACUCGAAGGCACCGUUUAUAAAUGUCCUGAAGGCUACAUAUAUUGGAAUGUGAGCAAACGUUGUGAACGCCCUGAAAAGCUUCCAAAAUGUCAACGAACAAAACUUUCACGCACCAACAGCAUCCCAACCGAAUGGAUUAAUUUGGGAAAAGCACGAAAAUUACGAAUAUAAUCAAAUCAAUUUCGAGAAGCAAUGACACAGCGUCUCAAAAUAAAAUUAAAAAUCAAUUUUCGCAACAACAACAACACACAAAAAAACAUACAUAAAACAACAUUUCUUAGUUAAUUGUAAUUGUAAUUUAAUGAAUGGUCAUAAGCAAAACGAACUGAUAUAGCGUUGAACGUAUUGUAUUUAUUUAGAAUUAGAUGAGUAGGGAAUGAAUAAUAUUGGUGUGCCAAUGCGCCAAAUUACAAUACACGUGAAUCGCAUUCGCUGAUGAAUGAUUUUUGUUUUUGGGGAUGUUUCAAUUUCUCUUCAAAUAUUCUAUUAUUAUCCACCAAAAACAAUUUGCAUGAAAAGAUGAAUUUCUUGUUUGCGGUAUUUUAGAGUGAAUUUUCAGCACCUAUCGCAUACAGUCAGAAUAUUUAGAAUGUAGAAACGAAGAAUAAACUAUAUAAUACUCGCCCACUGAACUGACACACAUGAAAAAAUAAAAAAAUAAAUAGAACACAACAUUUUAUAGCUAACGGAUAAUUUUAGCAUGGCACCAAAAUGGAAAGUGAGUUAAUUAUUUUAAUUAAGCACAUAUUACCAUUCGACCAUGUAUACACAUGAUAAAUAAUAUUCUCUGAUGGAGGAAACAGGAAAGAGAAACUGCCGAACAUAUUAUUUAAAAUCAACAUUGAACUUCUAAGAUAUAUUGACUAGGGUCAACGCAUAGUUUUAAUUUAAAUUUAUUGUAAUAAAUUGGAAAUCGACAAAUAAAAUUUGGAACAUAAAAUACA